GUACCUGACAUUCGAGAAACCAGAGGAGGCAUCUGUCGCAAUACAGGCUGUAGAUGGAUUUGCCGUCGAUGGGCACACGCUUCGGGCAAACUUCGGCACCACCAAGUACUGCCGCAAGUUUCUCGAGGGUGAGAAGUGCGAGCGCAAGGACUGCAACUUCUUGCAUAAGCUCGCGGAUGAAUCGAACGAGAAGGGCAACUGGAAGGGAGGCAAAGAUGGCCGAGAUGGGAAAGGUGGGAAGGACGCAAAGUGGUACUCGUCGUGGAACGGCAAGGAAAGCUACCACAAAGCGGAAUGGGCGGAGGAUGGGAAGGGCAAGGACAGCAAGGGAAAGGACUACAAAGGACACUACUACAGAGACUGGAGGGAAGACAAGGGCCGAAAAGAUGGAGGAAAGGGUCGGUGGAAGGAUUGGGGAAAGGAAGGUGGCAAGCAUGGCAAGGACUUCAAGGGCAGGGGCAAAGCAUCGAAGGAGUGGUGGAACGGCUGGUACCAGCACGACUGGGGAGGAGCGGAUGCGGGCAACUACGGCAAUUAUGACGAAGAGCCUGAGGUGGACCCAGCAGCUCCAGAAGCUGAAGGCGCAGUCCAAGAAGAUAAGCAGGAGUCGUUGUCGACGAGGCCCGCGAAUGAGGAAGCGAGUUCCUCGGCACAGGACGCCUCUGGACCAGAGGCCGACAAGGCCGGGGCGCCGGGGCCCGGCUCUUGUGAGGCAUACAGAUCGAGCGCCGAAUUGCCAUCACCACCGUCCAUGCCACCAUCGCAACCUCCGUCACAGCCGCCGGCACAGCCACCAGCGCAGCCACCGGCACAGCCACCUGCACAGCCCCCAACACAGCCUCGGGCGCAGGCACCAGCACAGCCACCUGCACAGCCACCAACGGCAAAGGCACCUGCACAGGAAACAAAAGAACCACAAGCGAACCUGCAUCCGCCGGCCAACCCGCCUGUACAGCCCCCGGCAAUGCCACCAUCCAUGCCACCAGCCAUGAGGCCAACCGCCCCGACAGCAAUGGCUCCGACCAUUCCAGCAACCCCACCGCCUGUACCUGUGAUGACUCCAGCAACUCUACCGCCACUGCAGCCACCUUCCCAGCCCCCUGCACAUCCACCUAGCAAGGCAUCUCCACAUGCAGCUUCUGAAACUUCCCAGAUACCUGUGCAGCCGCCCUCCCAGCCACCUCCACAGCAAGCACCGCCAGUCUCCCACGUUGCACCACCACCAUCACAGCCACCAGCGCACCCACCGGCGCAGCCACCGGCACAGCCGCCUGCACACGCUCCACAACAGCAUCCACCGACACAACCACCAGCGCAGCCAGUAGCAGCAACAGCAGUAACAGCAGCAACGGCAACAGCAGCACCUGCAGAACUGCUAGCGCAGCCGCCCACCCAGCCGCCCCUGCAGCCGCCACUUGUUGCUUCACACAUGGAUGCCAAGAUACCAAGUGCUGCGCCGGAGCAGCCGUUCCAGAAGGCUGCUGCGAGCGAGGUGGGACAUCGUGACGGACAGCGUCCAAACGGAUCAUCAAGGUCCCAUGCCGAUGGCAGCAGCUUCAGUGGCUUGCACGGCUUGCAGGCUCUCGCAGAGAACUCUGCGACGAGACCUUCCACCACAGCUCCAUUGACUCCUCCGAGCUUCCCGGCCGAGGUGCCUGCAGAGUCAGAUCGGCCGCAUGCUGUGCAGGAGCGGCAGGAAAACGGAUCAGAUCGGAUCAGAGCAGAGAGGAAAGCUUGGAAUCAGGCCAGGUCAGACGGGCUGUGGUAUGCCCCGUCGAGAUUGGCUUUUGAGGGCGAAUCAAUGACUGCCCGCGAUGAAACCUUCUACCGCCGCGCGGUGAAGCUGCUGAGCUUUGGAUUCUUCGGAGUAUUUGGAGGGUUUCAGGCGGCGCAAGGCUUGCAGUCCUCCCUGAAUGCUGAGCUAGGGGAGUUGAACUUAGCUUGCCUGUACGGAACUUUCACAGUCUUAUGUCUGGUGGUGCCACCGGUUCUCUCGCAUUUGGAGAGAUGGCUUGGCAUGCAGUGGCUGCUGGCACUUUGCUCUGCAGUCUAUGCGGCCAUGGCGCUCUCCAAUGUCAUCAAAGUACCUGCAGCACCCUCACCAAUGUGGGCAGUCACCGUUUCCUUCAACGUGUUGGUUGGAGUUGCUGCUCCGCUGCUUUGGACAAGCCAAAACACCUAUCUUAGCCGCUGUGCCCUUCACGCAGCAGCACUUUCGCAAGAAGCUGCUGGCAUAGUGACUACGCGCUACAAUAGUUUGUUCUUCUCUAUUUACCAAUUUGCUGGCAUGUUCGGGAAUAUCCUGGCUUCUGUCAUCUUGGUGGCAUUUGGCACCAUCCCCAUGGCAAAGGAUAUCUUGUUCUUUGCUUUGACUCUCUGUUGCCUGAUGGGUGCCUCAGUUUUCCUGGCAAUGCCGACUGUGGUGCACGAUUUGGGUGAUGAGGAGAAGCUACCCAGAAUUGCUGAUACGGGUCGACUUGCAUUCACGGAUGCUAAGAUUAGUUUAAUGAUCCCGUUCAUGAUAACGAACGGGAUGUGUUUAGCCUUCUUCCUGGGCGACUUUCAGACUGACGUCACUUGCCCAGUUGCCGGGCCUGCUUACACCGGAUUCGUGAUUGCUGCAUUCUUUGGUGUGAAUGCUCUUUCCUCGGCAGCUUGGGGUUUCCUUAUAACUCGUAAGUGGCUCUCGCGCCGCACGGUCUUCAUACUCGCUACAGUAUUCGUGGCCAGCUUUUUGCUCAUGAAGCAGCUCUGGACGGUGCCACAGAACUUCCACCUGAUCCCGGGGAGUACAACCUGGCAAAAAGCGGCCACACCGGAUUGGAAAGCAAUUCUGGCCGUGUUUGCCAUGGCCUCUGCAUUUGCGUGUGGUGACUCGUUUUGCGAAGCCGGGCCAGCGAUGACCUUACAGACCUUCUAUGCCAGCUCAGACCUCAUGGCGGCCAUGGCCAAUUACAAACUUUGGCAGAGCCUGGGCUUUGCAGCAGGGUUCUUCAUCGCCAUACCACUGAAAGAAUUUCCAGCAGUUCGAGGAGCAAUUCUUGUUUCUCUCUCGGUGCUGUCGCUGCUUUCGGUCCUACUGCUGGACCGAUAUAUAUCUCCCGUGGAUGGUUUACGAGACACAGAGCCGUGUCAAGUCUUAAACGGAUGA
This is a messenger RNA of Symbiodinium necroappetens, 3151 nucleotides long. Lineage: Eukaryota; Dinophyceae; Suessiales; Symbiodiniaceae. The record is from the annotation of a GenBank genome assembly.